CAGUCGCAAAGAAAACGAAACUUAAGCCUGUGUGUUUGUUUCUGUCUGUGAGAAAACUCAGUGAAAUGGCAGAAUCCUGCAUUUAUGUGCCUCGGAAUCAAUUCAGCUGUUCAGUCUGUCUGGAUCUCCUGAAGGAGCCAGUGACCAUCCCCUGUGGACACAGUUACUGUAUGAACUGCAUUACUGACUGCUUUAAUCAAGAUGAGCAGAGGAGAGUUUACAGCUGCCCUCAGUGCAGACAGACCUUCACUCCAAGACCUGCUUUAGGUAAAAACACCAUGCUGGCUGAAGUGGUGGAGAAACUAAAGAUGACCAAAAUAAAGACCGAUCCUGCACCCAGUUAUGCUGGACCUGGAGAUGUGGAGUGUGAUGUUUGUACUGGUAGAAAGUAUAAAGCCAUCAAGUCGUGUCUGCUGUGUCUGGAAUCUUACUGUCAGACUCACUUUGAGCGUCAUGAGGAGUUUCACUCAGGUAAACGACACAAGAUAACUGAUGCCACAGGACGAAUUCAGGAGAUGAUCUGCCCAAAACAUGAUAAACUGCUGGAGGUUUACUGUCGGACUGACCAGAAGAGUAUAUGUUUACUGUGUACAAUGGAUGAACAUAAACAUCAUGACACUGUAUCUUCUUCAUCAGAGAGAACAAGGAAACAGAAACAUUUGGAAGACACACACACAAAUUUGCAGCUGAAAAUCCAGGAGAGAAAGAAGAAGAUUCAGGAACUAAAAGAAGCUGUGGUGACUCACAAGAGCUCUGCACAGACAGCAGUGGAGGAAAGUAAGAGGAUCUUUACUGAAAUCAUCCAGUCCAUUGAGAGAAGACGAUCUGAGGUCACACAGAUGAUCAGAGAUCGAGAAAAGACUGAAGUGAGUCGAGCUGAAGGACUCUUGAAGAAACUGGAGCAGGAGAUUGAAGAUCUGAAGAGGAGAAACACUGAGCUGGAGGAAUUUUUACAGACUGAUGAUCACAUCCAUUUCCUACAGAGAUUCCAGUCUCUCUCUGAACCCUUGGAAUCUACAGAUGUGUUCAGCAUUGCUGUCAGCUGUGACUUCCCUUAUGAAGAUGAAUUGAAAUCUGUCUCUCAAUUGAAAGAAAAACUGGACGAUUGUAUGUUGAAUGAUAAGGAUAAACUGUACUCUCCUAAUCAACCGUUUGAAAUUUACAUGGAUGAUCUAAUUGUAAAAGCCCAGAAGUUGAACAAGAAAAAGAAGAAAAAAAGAUAGGCGCAAGCUGGCAAACUGUUUAAUAUAUAAAUAUAGAAAUAUAUACGAUAUAGACGAUAAAACAACUUGUGAAUGAUGUAAAUUGUCAAAUGAAAUUGGUAAACUCAGUAAUCUCUACAAUGAGAUUAAUGUCAUUAGAGAUGAGGUCAAAAAUCUAUCUACACUGAAGAAAAUGAGUCUGCAAAAUUGUUGCAAGCAAGUUAAAUUGGUUGAAUUUAAACAAACAAAGUAAAUUUAGUAACGUUCAACUUAACUUGUUUGCUAAAAUUCAGCCCAAAUAAAUUGUUUACAACCACGUAACCUAAAAAUAAUCAAUAAAUCCAAGGAAUCACCUUUGAAUAU
Messenger RNA from Danio aesculapii, 1565 nucleotides. Its product is annotated as E3 ubiquitin/ISG15 ligase TRIM25-like. Lineage: Eukaryota; Metazoa; Chordata; Actinopteri; Cypriniformes; Danionidae. Bases 66 to 1223 code for a protein of 385 amino acids. The transcript has 4 exons. The record is from RefSeq and is a predicted model, not a curated record. Gene Ontology annotation, molecular function: zinc ion binding.